Diabrotica balteata is the source of this 9174-nucleotide messenger RNA. Lineage: Eukaryota; Metazoa; Arthropoda; Insecta; Coleoptera; Chrysomelidae. The record is from the annotation of a GenBank genome assembly.
AUCAUACUCAAAAACAGACAGAUAAAAGAAGACAUGAUUGUUUCAACAAAGCUAAUAUUUUAACUUCUGGUAAACAUGAACUUAUUAUUAAAAAUAUGUUUGUUAAUAUUUUCCUUUUCCAAAUUGUGCCACUGCGAAAACUCUAGUCAAUUUCUAAUCCACAAGAUCAGAGAAGACUUUUUAAUUUUGGAAGAUGAGCUUUGGAGCAUUGUUCUUAACGAGAAAGACAAACGUGGAGAUGAUGCGAUGUACAUCGUCAAGAAGUUUCAUGAGUUUGACCAGGAAGUCCAGCAAUUACCACAAGAUAUUCUAUAUGGAAUGCAAGUUCCAAGAAAAUCACAAUAUUUUCUACAAUUCUUUUCUGAUAUACGAGUGAUCUACGAUUUAUAUGACAAAUUUAGAAGAUCUCAAAAAGAAUUUUUGGCUCCUGAUAAGGAAGACGAAGAAGUAGAUGACCUAGUCGAAGAAUAUCAAAAGAAGAUAAACAUGUUGGCGCUUGUCCAUGACAUUCUCCACGACGAAAAGAAUAACGUCAAUAAAACGAUUUUGUCCAUCCAAUCUCAGAUAAAAGCAUUGUUGUUUGAUGUAGAUGAUAUCUAUGAUUUGUGUCAAUAUCCACAUCAAUCUGCUCAACAGAUAUUUUACAACUUUUACAAUUUAGUGGCUUUGGCGCAACUGAAAGCAUACAUGUUAUCCCAGUUUGCGCUUUUGGCACACAGGACAGACGAUAUAGGCAAUUUCAGUGAUGUGUCACUGCUAGCAAGAAAACAGUACCAAGAGCAUAGUGAAUCUUUAUUUAACUCUUUUAAGAACAGAUUGAAAUAUCAAUCCAGGAAAUUGUAUCGAUGUGAUCCAAAAUAUCAUGUAGAAGGAAAAACUUAUGAACAAUUAACAAGGCUCAUACAGGCGCAUAUUCAAAACGAGGUUGACUUAAAUUCAAGAGGUACUUGUACGGAAAAUUGCGCUGCGUAUCCGCGCACACGCAGUUAUGGAUGUUACGAUACCAAUAGUGACUACUGCCGUUAUGUCCAACGAUGCAGAGGCGAUAUAUAUAAUUGUCAAUUCAUAGAGUCUAAUUUAAUAACCUGUGAUGGAGAAUCCGGCAGUCACAGAAGAUAUACUUACAUAAAAUAUAAUGGAGGUAGAGUAUUGGGAAAAACAGAAUACUGUGCCAAACGGACGGUCCAGAGUUGGACGAGGUGGUUCGUUCGCUGUCAUUACUGCUUAUGUUAUUGCGAUGAACCAGGUCUUGACUCAGAUAGAUACUUUAGUCUACGACCUUCCAUAGCCGAUUUAAACGAUAACUGGGUAGUAACGGGAAUGCGAUUUGUCAAACAAAAUCGUAUGAUUCAUAUUCAAAUUCAGCAGGGCUUGCUAUUGCCCUACGGGUAUAUUGAACAAAACAGCGUACGUUGGAAGCCGGUAAGUGACUUUUCUAUACAGAGUUGGAAUGCUAACGAAGGUGAAGAUUAUCAUAUGAUGAAAUAUCUAAAGAGCACCAUGAAUUUGGACCAAUUAAGCGUUCCGAAUCAGAACUAUGUUAUUACAGGUGCAAGAUUUGUUUUAAAUUAUAACGACGAGAUUCAAUUACAAAUACAGGUGACACCCUUUAACUUUACAUCUGGUAAAUUAAAUAGGGCCAAAUCUAGAAAUAUCGAUAAUGGAUACGGUUACAGAAGCAAAAUUGCGAUGAAUAAUCUACGUGUCCCAACGUUUUCACCUCAAUCGACUAAAUAUUACAUGAAUGACGUUUAUUCGACAUCUGUUGAAUUUACACACACGGAUUUGAACGAGGAUGCAGCUCAAACUACGAUCCCUUUUAUAGACAUUCAACCAGUCUAUUCUGACGUUGCGGUACCCUUACAAUCAGCUGGUCUUUAUUACAAAACGAGUCCGACAUACGGGGGAUUUGUUGGUAUUAACCUGCAGACUUAUGAUUAUUUGGACCUAUAUAACUUUAAUUUCCCCAAACAUAAAAACAGAAACGAUGAUACAAGAGAAAAUUUGGUGGAGUUAGUACAUUAGAAUUUGGAGUGUCAUGUCAUGACGUUAUGUAGGGGAAAUAUGCCUAUGAUGGACUCCUUAACACGUUCGCUACUAAGAUCUUAAAAUUUUGGACAUUGAGGGACCACAAUUUUUUUUUAUUAUUUUAAAAUAAAAUUAUUUUAAUUGUGCUGUGAAUCAAUGUAGUAAAUAACAGAUGCAGAAAAAAGACAUUUGAAAGGAUUUUUGAAAUAUAUGAGACACUGGUCUAUUAUAUGAAUUUUUCUUUGAUAGACUAUGUGUCUCACUUAUGAGCGACUCCAAGAAUAAUAAUUUCGACUGAUUUUUUUUAUUUUUAAUUUCUGUUGCUACAAAACGAGCAUACAUAAUGUUAAAAAGAAAUUAGAUCUUCGAUUCGUGAUAUUAACGAAAACAAGGGUCUACACAAAGUCUAACGGUUUCUCCAUAUUUGUCUGCACAAACAAAGUACGUUUGAGUUGUCUUCUUUUUUGAAGAGCAAACACGACAUCUUUUCCUCUUCCCCACCUUCUUUGGAUAAUGUAGCUUUUCCAUAUAUGUCGGUUUUUUUAAUGAUGGAGCACGUGUCUUUUGUGUUUGCAUUUAAAUAUUGAAAUAUAAGCAACUCUAUAAACUUCAAAUAAGUAAUUUUUCUUUGCACUUUAUUAUAUAGGUACGUGGUAUUCCAAAUUAAAAUAUCCAAUAAGUGGAAAAACACUUUCAGGUACCAACGGACUGUUUUCCGGGGCGUUGUGUAGUACGACACCAUUUGGUCACUUCGAUCUAUGCCCGACAUAUUUUUAUUAUAGUCUAGUAUGACAUUUGGUUUCUCUAGUUCAACACCUCUCUUAUUAGUGAUUUUACCAAAAGCAGCGUUAUGCUUUGUCGAUAUUAGUAACACAUUACGCUUAUCUUUUCACUUUACCAUAAGUACAUUUUUCUUUUUUCGAAACACACUUUGUCCUUUUCUUAAUUUAGUAGUUAUAACUGAUUUGGGAUUCCCCUUACGAUCUUUCCGUAACGUUCCAACAAUGUGUGUUUUUUGUUUAUAUAAAUAUUCAGCCAGAUUUACACUGUUGUAAUAGUUAUCAAGGAACAACGUAUGUCCUUUGCCUAGAUAACGUCCUGCUAGUUUCGUUACUACCGAUUGAGCAUGACUAGUCUCUUGAGAAAUUGUCCCUUUGCCCGAAUAAAUUAGAAUUUCUAGCACAAAUCCAUCUGGAGUGCAGAGUUCGUAUAAUUUAAUUCCGUGUUUGGUACUUUUAUUUGGAAUAUACUGACGAAAUAGAAGUCUCCCGCGCCAAAGUAAUAAUGCUUCAUCCAGUGAGAGAUUAUCAUCGGGAUAAAAAAUACUCUGUAUAUUUUGGGUGAUGUGAUUCAACAGCUAAACUCCAUUCCACGAAUAUACGACUGUUUUAAAUUCGGUUUAAGGUCUCUAUUUGAAAGGUCCAAUGUGCUGAAUUGUACAAUAGUAAAUUCUCCCUAUUUUUAAAAUACUGUUAUGACUUAAAAUUUAAAUAUAAAGUCAUGAUAUAAAUAUAGAGUUGAUAGUUUAUAGAAUAGUUAUAAUUCAGAUUUUGAAGUAUAUAAUUGCUAUCAUUGAUUUUAGUAAUGUAAACAAGUUGGUUUUUGAAUUAAGUGAUUUAAACGAAGUGUAACAAUACUUAGGUGAUUAACGACCUCGCGACCUCGUGUAAUUGAUUUAGUCGAAUAUUCAAUUAGUAUUAAGAAACCAAAAAAAGCUUACUUAUUUUCUUAUUCUCCUAAUCUCCUAAGACUAUCAUCAACCAUCAGAUUCACAGAACUUCGCCAUAGGAAAGUACAUAUAAAGUUGUCUACAUCUAAAACACGUGUCGGCGUUUUUGGCUUCAAUAAACAAAUACACUGAACUCUUUCUUAACGGCACCUCUCUUUACCGGACACCUCUAUACGGACAGUUUUUAAAACUAAAAUCAGUCAUAUGAAACUGUAUAUAAAUGUUCGUUACUUUUUAAUAUCUGUAACGACUCGGUACUUCAACUAUCAAUAGCCGGUAUGUUGUACCCGUUACUUUUUGAACUUUAUGUGUACAUCCACUCAAAUCAAACAAAUAUUUAAAACUAACAAAGUGAAAUUAUAGAUCUUUUUUCUAGUUUCCAAACCAUCGUUCUGCCAAUUUCUGUUCAUUUAUAUUAAAAGUAUAUUUCUUUUUAUUACAAUUUUAGUACCUAAUUAAUUAAUAAAAAGUGUAAUAUCAAAGAAACCCGGCACGCCUCUUUGGUAUUUACAUUUCAAAGAAACCUAACCCAAAUAUCGUAUGAACACAUUUUGGCUUCAUAGAACUGAUUGUAUUUAUUUGUAGGACCGUUCGCGUAAAAAUUUUUGUUAUUUUCGGAUUAAAUUUCACAAUAAAUUUUGCAUCUGAACAUCUCGUAUAUUAACUGAAAUAAUUUUAGUGUAAGUAUCAAACUAACAGUAAAUCCAUUUUAUUGGAAUACUGUUUAGACCAAUUUACUUUCAUACUUCUACUUGCACAGUAAAAUAUUCGUUGUCGUAAUAAUCCAAAACAGUCGUAUAUUCGUGGAAUAACCUUUAUAGUGUAUUUUAUCAUCGAGUUAGAUUUACUCUUGUCCAUAUUACAGAAUACAUUUACGUUAUAAAGUUUACGCUGUCAGGGAUAGAUGGCGCUAGUGUCCACUUGUCUAUACAUAGUUUAAUUUUGGCCAGGAGUAGUUCGAUUGGGAAUUUUAAUGUUAUCGCUUCUCGGCCUCUGGCUAAGAUCAAAGUGUAGUAUCUGUUCUUAUCAGCUUAAUAUCUGAUACGCCCCGCAUGCGGGGCCAGUAUAUUAAACUGAUUUUUGGAAAGAGAUGGAAGGUUAAGGGGCUUGCUCCACUUCUAUCACGGGUUGGCCCGGUAUUGCAGUACCACCGGGAUCGGCCCACAAAUACAAAUCAAAACACAAUAUUUGUAACAUAUUAUAUUAUGUUAUGUCAUGUCAACGUUGACUGUACAUAAAUUCAUUUAUCAUAAAGGUCGUGGCAUAAUUAUCAUGCACGUUGCGUUUCCAGUCCACAGCGUUUAGUUACAGAAAAAUAUAAUUUAAAUGGUUUUAAAUAAUGAACAAAUCACACUGUCCGGAAGGUAUCGUAUCUUUUUCUGAUUCCUAACGUUGAGAUAAAAUAUUUUUGACAAACUUGACGAGGUUCGUCUUGUGUUGUAAAGUAUUACAGUAGUAAGCUUUAUUUUAGUCCUCGCGACCUCGUGUUAUUAGAUGCUGCUGUGGUGUAUUUAUUUUGAAUAGGACGCAUGUAGUUCAUUACAUAAGAUCUUUCACUCUAAAUCUGCCAAUCCCCAAAACUUGUCAAAUAACGAGUUUCUCUCUACACCUUAUUUGAAAAAAAAAACUAAAGUUUUUAUAGAUGUAUAAAAUGUAUGUUACAGUUAGUGUAAGCAGAGAACUACGAACGCAGUUCGUAGUUCUCUGGUGUAAGUAUCAAACUAACAGUAAAUCCAUUUUAUUGGAAUACUGUUUAGACCAAUUUACUUUCAUACUUCUACUUGCACAGUAAAAUAUUCGUUGUCGUAAUAAUCCAAAACAGUCGUAUAUUCGUGGAAUAACCUUUAUGAAAUUUUAUAGGUAUAAACGUGAAGUUUUGUCAUCAGCUUCUUUGUAAAAACACAGACAUCUGGAUAGAUUCAAAGCGAUUUCUAAACAUUGUAUUUCCAAAAAGUGGGUGAAAGUAUAAAACAUUUGUACUCCAAUAAUUUUUAAUGAUGGGCAUACUAAUUUUACCCAUUAGUAUGCAUAAACCAAGAAAUGUACACAGCUCAUUAGUAUCGACUGGUGUCCAAUGUUUCAUUGUCGAAUACCUCGUCAAAUUACGCCUGAAUAUUUCGGCACGUUAAGUUAUCCACUCGCAUAUUUGUUCCUUCAAUGAUUGGUCAAAUAUGAAUGCAAAUAUUUCUUACUGCUCUGAACAGUCAUUUGUCUGAAACUUUGCAAAUACUAAACCAAUUUACUAAAAUCUUCGUGCGCAAGCGGCAACCUGCGCGGCAAUGUGAAAGUAACCGCGCGCUAUUUGAAAUUACAGCUGGAAGUCCGUCAUAGGCAGGGGUAAAAAAUAGGCACACUUCCCCUACAUGUUUUUAUUCUACACGAUUCUUCUUUUCAACUAAAAAGAAUUUGGAAAACCUUAUAAUAACUAAUAUUAAUAAUAGAUAAUUAAUAAAUAAAAAAAACGUACUUUUAUAAGAAUAACAUCGAAAAGUCGGUUUGUUUAGAUUCAAGUCAUGAUUUAACUCUUAACUCGAAAUAUAUCAAUUAAAACUAUUAUUAUGAAUAUGUGUGUCAGAGACUUAUCUACAAUAUUACACAUUUUGGGAUUUAGUUGCCCAAUUCUUCUACAGUUUCUCAAAAAGUAACAGAAAUCAAAUUGAGAAAAAACAAACAAAAAUUUUCUUAAAAACAUUAUAGACCAGGGUUGAUAAUUUUUGAGAAAAAAAAUAGCAACAGGAUGGAAACCAUUAGAAAAAAAAAACAGAGAAAUCAUCAAUUACGAAAUGAUUUUUUUUUUCAGUAUCUUAUAUUACCACCUCUAUUCCUAAUUACACUUUUCUAAUAAAUUCUUGAGGCAUUGCUUCCCAUUCAUCAUUAAGCGCAGCUCUCGAUUCCAUUAUGCUCCUUGGUGCAUGAUUUCUGCUCCGGGCCCUUCGUUUAAGCUUAUGCCAAACAUACUCUAUUGGAUUCAUGUCUGGACUUAACGCAGGCCAAUUUAUUGUAGGUAUACCGAUCUCAGUCAGAUAGGUGGUGGUGACUCGUGCGGUAUGACAUCGUGCAUUAUCAUGCAAUAAAAUAAAGGCAUUACCAAUAAAUCCCGCGUAUGGAAGCACAUGUUCCUCCAAAAUAUCUCUGAUGUAACAAUCCGCCGUUAAACCUCCUUCACGUCCUUCACCAGGCAGGAAAACCAGCUCGGUUAUCCCAUCCAUGGAAAUGCCUGCCCAAAACAUACAAGAAACGCCUCCAUAUGACACAAUUUCUAGUAUACAACAUUGAGCAAAUCGUUUCCCUGGCCUUCUAUAGACUCGACGCCUUUUGUCGUUACCAUGUAGGCAGAUCCUACUUUCGUCAAAGAAUAAUACCUGACUCCAUUGAUAGUCGUUCCAAUCCAGAUGUUCGCGAGCAAAUUCUAGUCGUCUUUACUUCUGGGCUUCAGUUAACUUGGGACCAGUAGCUGCCCUUUUUGGUGUCAGGUUGGCUGCUUUCAGUCUCCUUCUGACUGUCCAAACGCUGGUAACCACACCUCGGACCUCUCUAAGCUCUUCUUUGAGAUUAACACCAGUCAAAUGUCGAUUUCUCAGAUAUUUAGAUAGAUCAUAUCUUUCUGUUGUUAUUCGUUUACAACCUCCCUCUUGUCGGCGGACAUAGUCACUAGUAUCUUGGUACCGACGAUACACUCGAAACACAGAAGAUUGGCUUAAAUUUAGUCGAUUUUCCACGGCUCUCUAGCUCAGGUCUUCUCUCAAUAAUGCUACUGCUUGAGCUGCUUUGACGGAUGUGGUAUCCAUUGGUUAUGAAGUUCCGAACUUAAUUGACUGAUGUAUUAGUGAGUUGCUAUGAAAAUUGAUGCUUACGAUGUUAACCAAAUGUGUUAAGUGGGUGCGUGUCGAUUUCAAUGAGUUAAAUCCUGACCCCCUCUCUACGUGUUGCAUUAUUUAUUUGUAAUACGUCACCCGAUUUACCAAAAAUCAAAACGUUUUUCAUACUCAAUAAUGAGGUUAAUAAUUGUAUACUAAAUAUUUUUUAACACCUUCUUUGAUUGAAACAGGAGACGUACUUUCUUACUGAUCAGAACGAUUAAUGAGCAGUUAAAUCGAUCCCUCCAAUAGUACUGCAAAUAAAUUGUACCAAAGCUGCCUUAGCGGAGCUCUCUCGUCGUUUUUAUAUUUUUAUUUUUAAACUUGGAAUAGUCACUCAUUCCUGACUAAUCUUCUAUGCCAUCUCUUUUUGUCUCUAUGUACAUUUUGUUUCCGCGAAUUUGGACGAAAGGCUGUCCCAGAUUAUGCAGCAUAAUCCCCCACAGUUCACCAGCUCUGUGUGAUAUCAAAGAAAGCGUUUCUGGUAAUUUUUAUGAGAUAUUACCAAACCAAUUUGCAAAAAUAUAUGUAUUAAUUUCUUUAUGGUAAUCUUUUGUCUUUCUUUCCUCAAAAAGUAAAAGUCAUUCAUUAAUAAUCUUCCAUCCAUUAUCAAUCUGAUAUGUAAAACUAUGAUAUGUUUUCCUUGCCCUGUAGGGCACUGUAACUUUUUAUACGCAAGUCGAGAUAGGUGUCUGAUCUUAGGCAAGGAAAGAGAGGGGACACGUAAUCGAAUGGAAUUGACUGAAGAUAAAAAAGGCACCAGAAAGGUUACCAGGUCAUAUUUAUUUAGGAUAGUGGAUCUAUAUUAAUAAAGAUUUUUUUCAAAAUUUAUAAUCGAACACUGACAGAAUGAUCACUUUUUAAACAUGAUUUUAUCAUUACAUAUUUUUUAGUUGAUGUACCUAGUGUGUCAGUAAAUCAGUAAAUUGAAGUUGAAAUCAGUAGAUUCACUGAAAAACCAGUAGACCUGGUAACUAUGCGAAAGGUAGUAAUGGGCAACGUACUGGCACCAAAACAUGGCGGUCACAUCGAAACUGGCUUCACUUUUCGAAGGUUUAUUAAAUGAGCGUUACCUGUCCUCUCUCUUUCCUUGUCUAAGUCUCUGAUAAAUACCUCAUUACUGUUUUAUCACUGCCAACGGUAGCGAACUUAACGAAAAUACCAUUUCUUCUGUUGACAUUAGAAGAAGAAACAGCUCGAGGGUAGAGCGUUUAUUUCAAUUUGUAAAGAAGUGAGGACAACUUGACAUACUCUGUUGAGGGCAACAAUAAAAUUAAUACAAAAUGUGUACACGUUCAAGAGACACUAAUAUACUUCGACUUAAUGGUUAACCUCAAAAAAUUACUGGUGACGUCAUAACUACGUUGUUAUAUUGAAAUAGAAAUAACUGAUAAAGAUUUAGGUAUUUCUAUGGUUUAUAGAAAGUACAGUUUUGUUUAUUAUCAUUGUUUGUUUGAAAACAAAAAUGGUUUAAGAAUACUUAGCUAUUUAGUUAGUUUGAUAGAGUUGUAUUUAAUUUAGGUUACAUUAUCUUAUCAAUAAUAAAAUAUUUGACUUUUA